Saccostrea cuccullata (small rock oyster) is the source of this 1642-nucleotide messenger RNA. RefSeq lists its product as uncharacterized. The transcript is spliced from 3 exons. Lineage: Eukaryota; Metazoa; Mollusca; Bivalvia; Ostreida; Ostreidae. The record is from RefSeq and is a predicted model, not a curated record. Bases 594 to 1622 code for a protein of 342 amino acids.
CAGCACAACACCUCUGUUUAAGUCAAUGGCAUUGAGCGACAGAUAUCCAAGUAAUUUAAUCAUAUUCAGGCAUUUUUAUCAGUGACUUUAAUGAACUAUAUGAGACAGAUUUGGGCUUUGAAAUUCAACGAUUUAGGUUUCCCAACAGAGAUUUUAAUGUAAUAUUAAAGUUUUUAUCCAUGUUUUACUUCGUUUGAUUCAGAAGUGAAUUGUGAUCGAUGUUCAGUAUAAAAUAUACUAAUCAAAUUUUUUUUUUCAAUUAGUUUCUUUGAUUUUACUGAAAACAGUUUGGAAAAAAGCACUGAAAAGCUAUAAUGAGGGGUUAAAAUCAAUUAGUGGAUUUUAUUGCCAAUUCCAUUCAAAAUCUGAAAAUAAAAAAAAGAAAAGAGUCCAAAGUUUUAAAGGCAUAGAAGAAGACAGUCCUGUUCGAUCGGACGGAUCAUCAAUAAUGUGAAUACUAUUGCGGUGCAUACUAAUCACAUCGCCAGAUUUCCAGGACCAAUGCAGAUCAUUUGACUGCUAGUACUUAUUGGGAUAAAUUUAAAAGUUGUUUGGAUUUUACAAAAUAAACAUCGAACAGGCUGAAUGUAAAGAUGAUUCUCUCGAGAAACUUAUUGUUGGCAUUUAAAUGUUUCUGUUUGUGUAGAGUCGUAUUCGUUGAAUCAGCAUGUCAAGACUCUCAUUUCAAAUGGCCCUUCCUACCCACUACAUGCCAUCUAGAAGUCCUUAAAUCUAACAACAGUAUCAUUGGUCCUUCGUGUCCGCUAAGUUUUGCAGAUAGAUAUCCAAUAACGAAUCCCUCUAACAAGUCAGUAGAAAUUAAGCCCGGUUUCUUUUUUGACGUUGAUGUUCCUCUAAUCACAAUAAACAUAGACGACUAUGGUAUUUCUUUAUACGUUUAUCCAACGAGUGAUUCUGGUACAAUAUUUGAUUACCAGUCAGAAGACGAGACCUUCCGAAUGAAAGUCUGGCUGGAUGGCGGAAACCUUAGAGCCUCCAGACGGAUUACAAGGAAUGUGUUUACGUAUUUGGUCAACGAGGAAGCCAACCCGGUCAUUUUAAACCAAUGGCAAAAAGUAGGCGUGUCUGUGGACAGCAGCGCUAAGAGUCUGAGAACAUUUGUUGCUGACAGCCUGGAGAUUAGCAACGACAGCCCCAAUCAAAAGAGUAUAGAUGGUGACAGCGACGAUGCAAAUAGACAAAUCGUAACCCCCGGGAAAAUGCGAGUAGGGGCCUCUUUCAAUGAGAGUGAUCCCCGCACUUUCACUGGACUAGUAACUUGCCUAGGCAUGGUUCUACACAAAGAAUUGGACUGCUUUACAGACUGUGCAUCAACUGGGAAUUGGAGAAAUACUCCAACUUUUAGCGACGCUGACAAAUUGCAUUACGCCACCUUCUCAGGUGUACAAUUCGAUAAGAUGCCGAUCACCACGCCCAUCUACCAAUCAGUAACGAGAUCACUCACCACGUGCGCGAUCACGUGCCUCAGAGACUUUAUCUACUGUCGAUCUUUUACAUUCCAAUCCCAGUCCAAUACCUGUUCUCUAUUCUCUGCCAUAUACACACAGUCUUUUGAAUUCACCACACAAGCUGGUCAUAUUUACUACAAACUUCUUAGCUAGAUAGAUAUAGUAACCUACUA